UUAACAUUGCGUUAACAGGCGAAUGUUUUUUACAUCAGACUGUCUUUUGUCUUUUCUUUGUGAAAAUUAGUAGUACUUUAGUUUAAUUCGAAAUACUAAUUAAAUACACUAAUGUCGGACAACCAGGACAAAGAAGAAACAUUGGCCAGUUUCCAGAUGAUAACUGGAAUAGAGGAUGUUGGCGAGGCCUUCUCCCACCUGGAGGCAUCCAAUUGGGAUCUUGUGGAGGCACUCAGCCGUGUCAUGCCACACGACGAUGAGCCCCUGGACAAUCCCAUACAUACACCAGAGCCGCCAGCACCGGAUCCGGUGGCAGUCGCAUCGGCGUCAUCAAAUCCAAAUUCCAAUGGCUUUAGGCCUUUCAACUUUGACGAGCUGCCAGGUCCCUCGCAGGGUGCACGCAUGUUUCCAAGUAAGUUCGCUUCUCUUCUUCUCCUGGCUCCUAAAUGAAUAUAUAUCCAUCUAUCUACUGUAGCCUCACAAAUGCUGGCCCAGCUGACGUCGAGCAUUAACUUGGAUCCCUCCAGGCAGAAUAAUAACCAAAACAUCUUCACAUUCAACAUACACUUUAACCAACAGCUCUAUCAAAUUCGCAUGCAGCCAAAUGCAACUAUAGAACAAUUGAAACGCAAGAUCUUUGAGGUGACAAAUGUGCCACAAUGCCGCCAGGCCCUACGCGGCUGGCCGCCGACCAGAGCCAGCGAUGCACAAAUACCAGAGACUCAGCUUUGCACAUUAGAUUUGGCGCCCGAAAGCGAGCUCAUACUCGUGGAUCUAACCGAUGAUGGUUUCAUGGAUACCGAACAGGAUGAGGUAACACAGCGUUUGGACAAGGUAUUCAAAAUCCAUAUUGUGGAGGAGGGCGGACCAGAGGCACGCAGGCUAACACUCAAUUUUCCCGGACGCACAACCAUCCAAGAACUGAAAACGAAUGUUUACUACAUUACCAGUAUACCAGUUAGGCAUCAGGAGUGGUCCGGCUGGCCCAGCGGUUGUGAUAACGAUACCAAUUUAGCGCAAUCGGGCAUCGAGCAAACGCACGAUUUUGUGAUUCGCAACAUUGCGGAUCGAACAUCAAAUAAUUCCAAUUUGCUGGCCAACACUGAAGUCGUUACCCUCGACAGCGAGAGCUCAGCGGAUGAGUUUGAGGAUGCCACAGAUUUUAAUAACUCGGAGUACAUAUUCUCAGAUUCGCCGCCCGUACAGCCGCUCAACAGGCAUUUGAUACCCAAUAACACGAACGAUGAGACGAGUGGCUCCACACAAUUUGUGGAUAACUAUAAACAACGUUUUGGUGAGCCAUAUCCGGACUUUUAUGUGGGCAGCUUAGAGAGCGCCUUGCGGCUGGCCUGUCACAAGCCCGCCAAGGAGCGCAAAUUGUUGGCCAUCUAUUUGCACCAUGGCGAGAGCAUACUCACAAAUGUAUUCUGUGAUCAUCUCAUGAAGGACGAGGCCAUCAUACAGACAUUCAGAGAGAACUUCGUGCUCUAUGGCUGGGACAUGACAUACGAGAGCAACAAGGAUAUGUUCCUCUCCUCGCUGACGGCCUGCAUCAACAGCAACGCCUCAUUAACGGCCAGGAAUAUAAAACUUGACAAGCUACCCGCCAUUAUGCUAGUUGGCAAAAGCCGUCUCAUGGGCCGCCAAACAUGCGAGGUCUUAUCUGUGAUUCAUGGCAACAUUGGUCUGGUUGAUCUGCAGUCGCGUCUGAUUGAGACGACGGUGAUGUAUGAGGAGCAGCUGCAGGGUGAAAUACGCGAGGAGAACGAGCGCGCUGCGCGUGAUCAGGUCAAAGCUGAGCAGGACAUGGCCUACGAGGAGACGCUACAGGCGGACAUGGCCAAAGAGGCAGCGAAACGUCAAAAGGAGGCCGCCCAGGCAGCCGAACGUAAACGCAUUGAAUCCGAGCGGGCCGAAGAAGAUGCUAGGCGCGAGUCCAUCAGAUUAGUGGCUAGUCAAGCGUUACCUAUGGAGCCUGCCGAGCACGAAGCAAACAUUUCCAAAAUACGCGUACGCAAGCCAACUGGCGAUUUUUUGGAGCGUCGAUUUUUUACGCAAGACACACUGCAGGAUUUGUUGAACUUUGUUACCGCCAGCGGUUUUCUUAUCGAUGAGUACAAGAUUAUUAGCAGUUGGCCGCGACGCGAUCUGACGGCCAUCAAUGCUGGCCAAACGCUGGAAACGCUCAAACUGUAUCCGCAGGAAACGGUCAUAUUGGAGGAGCGAUUUUGAUUUUGAUUAUGAUUAUGAUACUAAUUUCUGAUUCUGUUCGUUUUCUCAGUUUUUAAGCGUUUCGUUUACAUAUUGGGUUUAAGUUAUCUGCAUUAAUAAGUGAAAAAAUUUAGUCUUGUA
Messenger RNA from Drosophila montana, 2352 nucleotides. RefSeq names its product Fas associated factor casp (gene casp). Gene Ontology annotation, molecular function: ubiquitin binding. The transcript is spliced from 13 exons. NCBI's taxonomy places the organism in Eukaryota, Metazoa, Arthropoda, Insecta, Diptera, Drosophilidae. The record is from RefSeq and is a predicted model, not a curated record. Gene Ontology annotation, cellular component: nucleus; endoplasmic reticulum.